UCUGCCUCGUAGCGGGGGUCUGCCGCUCUAGACUCUGCGAAUAAGCGGAUCGCGAUCAGUGGGUCUCGUACGCUCGCUGCUCGCUACCGGCCGCUCGCGCUCCUGCAUCUACGGUCCGUAUAGCACAGACACUAUACAAACGCGCUCAUACACAUACACACACACACACAUAGUCGCGCGUACAUGAACGCACACUCACGCAUACGCAACACACAGAUGCAGCGCGCUGGCAUACCGAUAGAAGCAAGCGUGUCAUUUUGCUCGGCGAGUCCGCCUCGCCAGAGUGCACAGAAUCGGAGUCGCGCGGCUACUCGUGCCUCGACACUACUCGUUCGUGUUUGGUUUUUUCCCAGUGCCAUGAAGUGACUACUCUUUUUGUGAUAACAGCGGCAUCCUCGCAAAUCGUUCGCGCGUUCUGUGUCGCUCUUGUGUUUAAUAAUCGAUCGUGGAUCGUUUGGUUGAGUGUUUGAAAGCGAGUCAUCGCUGAGCGGAGUCGCCGCAGCUCGAGCAUACAUAUCGAGUCACCGCAGCGAGAGUGUGAAAGAAAAAAGAAGAGAGAGAGAGAGUCAGCUGUUGCCGUUGGAGAAGCCAUGACGGCGACAGCAGCAGCUACGAUGAGCAGCCGUAUUUACACGGACGGUCACGAGAUCGAUGGUAGCUGGGUGCUACGGAUCUACGUGACCGAUCUCAACGUCGAGCGCAGCCUGCGAGUCAAGGGCGAGCUGCACAUCGGCGGCGUCAUGCUCAGGCUCGUCGAAGAUCUAGACAUAGCAAUGGAUUGGUCGGAUCAUGCUCUGUGGUGGCCUGCGCGGAAUCACUGGCUUACCAGGACGCGUAGCACUCUUGAUCAGUACGGCGUAGCAGCCGAUGCUAUUCUUCAUUUCACCCCUAUGCACAAGAUCUUGAGGGUUCAGCUGCCGGAUAUGCGAUACAUUGACUGCAGAGUCGACUUUUCCGUCAAAACGUUCAAUGCUGUUAUAAAUCUUUGCAAGGAGCUCGGUAUUCGACAUCCCGAAGAGUUAUCGUUUUGUAAGCCACUGGAGGCCAAUCACCUGAAAUACAAUUUGAAAGACAUGCCAAUAAAAAAGAAAACGGAAAAUCAUAAAAACGGGCAUCAAGCGGUGGCAGCAGACACAAACACCUUCAUAGCAUCGACACAGAGUCCUCGAGGAUCUAUCAACAGCCUCGAUCGAUCGAGUCCGUUCAUGUGCGGCCCGAUGACGCCGAACAACUAUCGGAAUCACAGCACACCCAUCGGCACUCCAGUAACGCACACGAGCACGUGGAAGCGCAACAACAAAACCGUGGGCUUCGGCAGCACGGGCUCGUUCAAUGCCAACAACAGCACCAUGAGCCUCGAGGCCCUCAACGGCGGACUGAGCGAGCAUCUGCUGCAGUCGCCCAGCAGCGUGCCUCCGGACGUGCGAGCUCGAGUGCUGCGGCCCCGCAGUCUCGUAGAGAAGGCCCGCAUGAACGUCGCCUGGCUCGACUCCUCUCUUUCCAUAAUGGAGCAGGCCAUCCACGAGUACGACACUCUCCGCUUGCGCUUCAAAUUCUACUCGUUUUACGACCUCAACCCCAAGACCGACGGAGUUCGCAUCAACAUGAUCUACGAGCAAGCCAAGUGGCAACUUCUCGCCGAGGAGAUCGACUGCACCGAAGAGGAGAUGCUCAUGUUCGCUGCCUUACAGGUGCAGACUAAUCUACAAUCUAACGUGCCGCAAAGCAGUGUAGACAUGAACGGCACGUCGCAGUCGGCCCUCGAAGAUGACAUCGACGCCGCCCUCACGGAUCUGCAGGUCACUCUCGAAGGCAGCAGCAUCAAUACAGGGCCCUGUGACAUAACGCAGAUACCCGAGCUUUGCGAUUAUCUUCGAUUUUUUAAGCCCAAGCGCUUUACCCUCAAGGCCUUCAAACGCUACUGGUUCACUUGUCGCGACCUCCAGCUGAGACUGUUCAAGGGCCGCGACGAUACCAGCGAGCCCGUGCACGUCAUCAACUUGCGCGGCUGCGAAGUCACACCUGACGUUCAUCUUGCCCAAGGUCGAUAUGGUAUCAGACUCGAAGUGCCAGGCUCCGAUGGUAUGACUGAAAUGUGGAUCAGAUGCGACAAUGAGCAACAAUACGCCAAAUGGAUGGCCGCUUGUCGAUUAGCAUCUAAAGGUCGCAGUCUCGCUGACGCAUCUUACGAAAGCGAGGUAAGCAGUAUCGUUGCCUUCCUCCAACUACAAAGGCCCGCUCCAGCUCCAGCCAUUAAUCCAAAUUCUCUUGGAGAUAUCGUACCAGAAAACUAUGUGGCACCUCGCUUCGUGAAAAAAUUCAAAAAUAAAUUAGUUCAAAGAAUUCUGGAAGCACAUGCCAAUGUAAAAGAUUUGUCUUUGAUUGAAGCCAAAAUGAAUUAUAUAAAGGCAUGGCAAAAUUUACCUGAGUAUGGUAUAUCUUUAUUCAUAGUAAGGUUUAAUGGUAAAAACAAGGAUGAACUUUUGGGAAUUGCAAAUAAUAGAAUUAUGCGCAUGGACAUUCACAGUGGAGAUCACAUUAAAACCUGGAGAUUUAACACAAUGAAGGCUUGGAAUGUCAACUGGGAAGUCAAACAUAUGAUGGUUCAAUUUGAAGAGGAAAAUAUUAUAUUUGAGUGUCAGUCAGCAGAUUGUAAAGUUUUGCACGAAUUUAUUGGCGGUUACAUAUUCUUGUCGAUGCGCUCAAAAGAAGUCAAUCAGACGCUAAAUGAAGAAUUGUUUCAUAAGCUUACUGGUGGCUGGGAUUAAAUCUAUCACUUUAAAACUAGUAAGAAUAGAUUCUUCCAUAAUAUAGGAUUCUAUGACUGGGAUUCGAAUCAAUCAAUAUUUCAUAAAAAGAUGUUUACUUAUACUUAAAUACACAUGCAAAGUUGAACGACAACUUUCAAAUGCUUUUUUAAGAAAAGAGCCCAUAGAUUUUUAUUGUAAAUAUUUAUAUAGAAAUCCAAUUAUCAUAAAUUCUUUCCAAUCAACUUUUGAAAUGAAUUUUUUAUAAUACUACGAAAGAAAUAAUUGUAAAUGAAAAAAAAAUUUUUUUUCUAGAUUUUUUU
Messenger RNA from Trichogramma pretiosum, 3070 nucleotides. Its product is annotated as unc-112-related protein-like. NCBI's taxonomy places the organism in Eukaryota, Metazoa, Arthropoda, Insecta, Hymenoptera, Trichogrammatidae. The record is from RefSeq and is a predicted model, not a curated record. Gene Ontology annotation, molecular function: integrin binding. The transcript is spliced from 8 exons. Gene Ontology annotation, cellular component: cell-substrate junction. Gene Ontology annotation, biological process: integrin-mediated signaling pathway; cell-matrix adhesion. Bases 591 to 2768 code for a protein of 725 amino acids.